AUGGACGUAAAACCGGAAGUUAAUAGUGGCGCUACAGAGGAGAAACAUAAUCGUCCACCGCCGGUAAUCGAUGCUCCCACUAAUCCCAUGGUUACGCCGCUGCUCAACGAUCUCUAUCAGUUCACUAUGGCUUACGCGUACUGGAAAGCUGGAAACCAUAAAGAACGAGUUGUGUUAGUUUCUCAAUUCCUCUGUUUUCAUUCUAUAGUUUUGAUUUAUGCGAUUUGUUUGUUUCUAGAUGGAAUUGAUUACACUGGCUUUAGGGCAUAUUUGACUUAUAUUUUCGGAGAUUUGACUUAUAUUUUCGGAAAAAUCCCUUUGGUGGAAGAGAUUGCUUUUGUUCGAGAAACUUUAUCUCCUGCAUGUGAGGAUGCCUUAUUUGAUUACCUUGAAGGGAUUGAUUGUUCCGAUGUUGAAGUGUAUGCAAUUACAGAAGGGUCAGUUGUCUUUCCUAAAAUACCCCUGAUGAGAGUUGAAGGCCCAGUAGCUGUUGUUCAAUUGUUGGAAACUCCUGAUGUGAAUCUUAUAAAUUAUGCAUCAUUAGUCACCACAAAUGCUGCAAGACAUCGUUUUGUUGCUGGAAAAUCCAAACUUCUUCUUGAAUUUGGACUACGAAGGGGCCCAGAUGGUGGUAUAGGGGCAUCAAGAUAUUGCUACAUCGGAGGAUUUGAUGCAACAAGGCAUUUAUCAAAACUUGAAAUAUUGAAGCGUAACGGAAAGGGACCCGAAAGCAUAAUUCAUUACAAAGAGGCUGAAGGUUUUUUCUGGAUCAAUAUAAACAUCCAGGAAGCACAUUUAACAGAUCAAUUGAGUAAUGUUGAUUGUUGUUGGUUCACUAUUGCAAAAGUUGUUCACCUUCAAUUGAUUUCAACACGGAAGAAAGAGAGAGGAAAAUGGAAGAAUUUGCAUCUUUAUAGAGUUACCAAGAGGUUGAUAGUUCAAACGUCAGUAUUAAAAAAUAAAUAAAUAUUAACUAAAAUAGAAGUAUUAAAAAAGUUGGAAACUAUGGUGGCGGGUGCUCAGAAUGUGAAUGGGGUUGCAGUCGGUCGACUUGAAGGAUAUUUCGGUAAUUCGAGGUUUUGUUCUCAGGUUACUAAUGCUUAUGGCAAUGGAAUGGAAUCACAAAAGAACAUUUCAAUCUCUACAAUCAUGGAUUCCUUUCCGGUUUCAUGUAAAUACACUAUAAUAUUAUUCUUUUUUGCUUCUCAUUCCCGCUUUCAUAUAUAUUCCCGUUCAUAUAUAUUGAUGCAAGUAUGGAGUAUGUAUUUUGUUUUUUACUCAUAAUAAUGAAAAUCUCCUCAUCUAAA
This is a messenger RNA of Lactuca virosa, 1307 nucleotides long. The record is from the annotation of a GenBank genome assembly. Lineage: Eukaryota; Viridiplantae; Streptophyta; Magnoliopsida; Asterales; Asteraceae.